CUACCGCUGUCGCUUUCACCGGUUCAUCUCCUCCUACUGUUGGUCCUGACCUUCGUUCUGAACCGGCCUUGUUUCUACUGCUCCUUCCUCCUCGUCAUAUUGUUCGCAAGCUCCUGUCACUGGUCCAGUCGCUGUUUUGUCGACUUCAGCCUGCACGGAGAAGACACACCCUCGAUCGCCUCAUGGUUCGUUCCCCGCUUGUACACCGCCGCCGAUGGUGUAGCAAUGGCAAGGAAAGCGGACGACACGUCCCAGUUCGGUGAUUUUCUGGCGGAUGUUACACGCAGCACCGUGUACGGUAUCGGUCAUCUGGUCAAGAAUUCGGCAUCUGGAUUCUUGAAUGAAGCAUACCAGAGCACGCAACCUGCCGCGCCUUCGCCGCCUUCCACAUCUGUAGCCGUGGGCUUCGGAGCCCACUGGCUUAGGUAUUUACUUGGUCGAACGGAAUGGACACUACCAUGCGUCGGAAUUAAAGUGGUAUUGUGA
Molecule: messenger RNA, 486 nt
Organism: Capronia coronata CBS 617.96
Lineage: Eukaryota; Fungi; Ascomycota; Eurotiomycetes; Chaetothyriales; Herpotrichiellaceae
Exons: 1
Coding region: 226-486 (86 amino acids)
Source: RefSeq, a predicted model, not a curated record